Messenger RNA from Aspergillus heteromorphus CBS 117.55, 3966 nucleotides. RefSeq lists its product as uncharacterized. Bases 1 to 3966 code for a protein of 1321 amino acids. The transcript has 8 exons. The record is from RefSeq and is a predicted model, not a curated record. Lineage: Eukaryota; Fungi; Ascomycota; Eurotiomycetes; Eurotiales; Aspergillaceae. Gene Ontology annotation, molecular function: flavin adenine dinucleotide binding; oxidoreductase activity, acting on the CH-CH group of donors.
AUGUGCCCAGAGACGCGAUGGGAGGACCUAUCCGCCCAGAGUUCUCGUCCAGACCCUACAUACAUACCCAGAGAUGCUGAGGAAAGCCCCCCCGCAUCUGUACCCCCUACCUCCGACGAGACACCAGACCAGGAGCUGGACACCGAUUCUCCGCUCGAUAACGCCAAGUUCCUCUCCUUCGAGGACUGGAAAAAGCAGAACCUUGCCAAGGUCGGCCAGUCGGCGGAGAACGUGGGCGGACACCGACGAGGCGGGGCGGAGAAGGAAGACCGGCGACGACCCACGGGAAUCAAUAACGCGCUGGACUCCCUGGGGGAAGACGUCGAGAUCGAGCUGGACUUUGGCGGCUUUGGCGCUGAUACACCCGAGGCGGCGAAACCUACAUCUUGGGGAGCGCAGGUGCCCACGGAAGCGAGGGGCGACGGGGUCCGUGAUGUGGGUGAUCGGGACAUGGACGCCCUGGCUCAGAGUGUUCCCCAGGCCGGGGUGUCGCGCUCCAAGGAUGCGGGAACGACCUGUAAAGAGCGGUUCAACUAUGCGUCGUUUGAUUGCGCCGCGACGGUGCUCAAGACCAACUCGGAAUGUACGGGGUCGUCGUCGGUUUUGAUCGAGAACAAGGAUAGCUACAUGCUGAACGAGUGUCGGGCCAAGAACAAGUUCCUGAUCCUGGAGCUGUGCGAUGAUAUCCUAGUAGAUACGGUGGUUCUGGCCAACUACGAGUUUUUCAGCUCCAUCUUCCACACUUUCCGGGUCAGCGUGGCGGAUCGGUACCCGGCCAAACUGGACCAGUGGCGAGAGCUGGGCAUCUACGAGGCGAGGAACACACGCGAGGUACAGGCCUUUGCGGUCGAGAACCCGCUCAUUUGGGCUCGGUACGUGAAGGUGGAAUUCCUGACUCAUUACGGACAUGAGUUCUAUUGCCCGCUCAGUUUGAUCCGCGUCCAUGGCACGACUAUGUUGGAGGAAUACAAACAUGACGGGGAGGCUACUCGGGUGGAGGAUGAGGAGGUGCCGGAUGAGGUGCCGGAGCCUGGACCGGUGGACACCGAGCCCAAAACCGUAGCGACUUCAGAUUCUGCGGCAGCGGAAGAAACAGCAGGAACAGCAGACGAGCAAGGUACACAUGAGACAACCCAUCGCCUGCAGGAGACGUGCCCCAGUCCCGGGCUGGAAGAUGAUGUGCCGGUGGUGAUGGCUCUUUGGGAUGUUCGCGAGACAUGUAGCGUUCACGACUCACCGGCCACGACGGGACCUGACAGGGCUUCGUCAGCUCCACCCAAACCGUUCUCAAGUGAAGCAGGCGAUGCUAGGGGUGAGGACGCUACACCGGCUGUUUCUGGCAACGAGGUUCCGCCGAAGGAGCCAGGCGAGCAGAAGCCCCCGGCCCCUUUCAGCCCACAUGUCGAGUCGUCUUCUUCCUCUGCUACGACGGCUAUCCAAGAAACCGCGACCCCCCAUGUCAUCUCGGAGACAGACAGUCGGCCGACCGCAUUCGCGAAGGACGAACAAACCGGCGUGGCCGAGUCCACGCGCUCCACGGCGACCCAGCCUCCUUCCUCGAACCCGACUACGCAGGAGUCGUUCUUCAAGUCCGUGAACAAGCGUCUACAGAUGCUGGAGUCGAACUCUAGCCUAUCACUAUUAUACAUCGAAGAGCAGUCGCGGAUCCUGCGGGACGCGUUUAACAAGGUGGAGAAACGGCAGCUGGCGAAAACAUCGACGUUCUUGGAGAGUCUGAACGUGACGGUGAUCAGUGAGCUAAAGCAGUUCCGCGAGCAGUAUGACCAGGUGUGGAAGAGCGUGGCUCUGGAAUUUGAGCACCAGCGGAGCCAGUACCACCAGGAAGUGCACGGGCUUAACACGCAGCUGGGGGUCCUCGCGGACGAGCUGGUGUUCCAGAAGCGGGUGGCCGUGAUCCAGAGUAUCAUGAUCCUCUUCUGUUUCGGACUGGUGCUCUUCUCGCGGGGCGCCGUCAGCAGUUAUAUUGAACUGCCUAGCAUGCAGAACAUGGUGGCGCGGUCUUACAGCCUGCGGUCGUCGUCGCCCCCAUUUUCUCCGUCCAUGAGCCCGAGCUCGACGCGACCGACUUCGUCGAACCGGCGCACGGCUGGUCACCGGCGGAAUCUCUCGGACGAUUCGCAGGACGGCCUGAUCAGCCCGACCCUGGCGUACUCGCCGCCAACCCCGGUGUCGGAUGUAAUGAGCUCGUCGGAGGAGGCGGAGCACGCGACGGGAGCCUCGCUGAGGCUGCCGGAGGUGGUCGCGCCGCUUCGAUCGCGGAGCAGCCCGCCCGACCUGAAGGGUGGCGGUGGCGACGAGGAGACUGCCGAAGAGGAGGAGAAGGAGAUGGUGGUGUCAUCUCCAUCUCCUUCUCUCCCUCCAACCUCCAUCAUCCACUACCAAGACCAAACAAAGUCUCUCUCCUCCACAAUGGACGCUCACCCGCUCACCGACCGUUCGACCAACACGCACCUGGCCACCCAGGACAAGGAGAAGCUGAACGAGCUCAAGGCGGCCCCCGCGACGAUCAACUCGAUGGACUACCAUCGCCAGGUGCUGCAGGGCAAGCUGGAUAGCGGUGACAAGAACCAAGCCAGCUACGUCUCCCCAUCGGAUGAUAUCAUGAGUCCGUGCUCGAAAAAGCUGAGUGAUAUCAAGGGCAAGCGGUUCAAGAAUCCCUAUAGAUCUAUCCCCCAGACCGUCGAGCAAUUCGUCGAGACAGACUGUAUCCCUGCAGAACCCACUUUCCGGGCCCAGCUGGGCCAAGGCCAGCAACGAUGGACCACAAACCCCGCCAUUGUGGAGACCCUCAAGAACAAGGCCCGCGAGCUGGGCCUGUGGAACAUGUUCCUGCCCAAGAACCACUUCGCACAGGGGGCCGGCUUCAGCAACCUGGAGUAUGGUCUGAUGGCCGAGUAUCUGGGGAAGAGCGUGCUGGCAUCAGAGGCCACGAACAAUGCCGCCCCAGACACAGGUAACAUGGAAGUCCUGGCCAAAUACGGCAACGAUACACAGAAGCAACAAUGGCUGGUUCCCCUGCUGGACGGGAAGAUUCGGUCGGCGUUCCUGAUGACGGAGCCUGACGUCGCCUCCAGCGACGCCACGAACAUCCAGCUGGACAUCCGUCGUGAGGGCGAUGAAUACAUCCUCAACGGAUCGAAAUGGUGGUCCUCCGGCGCCGGCGACCCCCGCUGCGCUAUCUACUUCGUAAUGGGCAAGACAGCAUCCAACCACCCCAACCCCUACCAACAACAAUCUGUGAUCCUCGUCCCGUCCAACACCCCCGGAAUAACCGUGCAUCGGAUGCUGUCGGUGUACGGCUACGACGACGCGCCCCACGGACACGGACACAUCAGCUUCAGCAACGUCCGGGUCCCUGCCGGCAACAUGGUGCUGGGCGAAGGCCGCGGGUUCGAAAUCAUCCAAGGCCGGCUGGGGCCGGGCCGGAUCCACCACGCUAUGCGAACGAUCGGGGCGGCUGAGAAGGCGCUGGAGUGGCUGAUUGCCCGCAUCAACGACGACCGGAAGCGCACCUUCGGGCAGAAUCUGUCCUCGCACGGGGUGAUUCUGGAAUGGGUGGCGCGGUCGCGGAUCGAGAUCGAUGCCGCCCGGCUGAUUGUCCUCAACGCCGCGAUCAAGAUCGAUCAGGGCGAUGCCAAGUCUGCCCUCAAGGAGAUCGCCCAGGCCAAGGUCCUGGUGCCCAGUACGGCGUUGACGGUCAUUGAUCGCGCGGUGCAGGCGUAUGGCGCCGCCGGAGUGAGUCAAGAUACGCCGUUGGCGUAUCUGUGGGCAUUGAUUCGGACGUUGAGAAUCGCGGAUGGGCCAGAUGAGGUGCAUCUGCAGCAGUUGGGCAAGAGGGAGAACCGGGCGCGUAAGGAGGAGAUUGUAGGCCGGUUGAAGUGGCAGAAGGAGGAGGGGGAGCGGUUGUUGAGCGUUAGUCGGGUGAGGGAGACGAGUCGGCUGUAG